AUGUCCGUCGUGGACGAAGCGCUGCCGGACAUGAGCGCGCUCAACCCCGUCAUGCCCGACGAACCGCCGGCCAUGGCCAUGAAUCCCCUGGACUCGUCCGAUCCGAGCGGGUCCGGCCAGGCCGUGGAGCCGCCGAAUCGACUAUGGCUUCGGCCACCGCCCCGGACGCCAUCUCACAGCUGUCUCAGAGUCAAAGCGACUCUGACCCGAGUGCAGUGCCGUGGCGCCAGUGCCAGUGCCGGGGCGGGGAGUGCGCGGCGGGGGCCGGGGAGUACGGCGGCCAAUGGCGGAGGCCCCAAGACGGGCUACAAGACGGUGUUGUGUCAGUUCUACUUGCAAGGCACCUGUGAGAAGGCCGAUCAAUGUUUGUACGCCCAUGGAACGAGUCAAUUGCGGAAUAGCGCGGGUCUGGAAAUCAAGGAUGUCCAAUCCAGCAAGACCAAGACAAUAGUGUGCGCCAAGUUCUUGCAGUACGGCUCGUGUCCGUUCGGCCCGCAGUGUUCAUACGCCCACGGCGUCAAUGAUUUGCAGAAAAGUGUUGAAAGCCGCCCCAACCAGGGCAACGCCCAAUCUCACGCUUAUUUCAAGACCGAGCUUUGCAAGAUGUUUAUGUCGGGCAUGUAUUGUUCGUAUGAAAACGAAUGUCAAUUCGCCCACGGCAAGCACGAGCUCCGACCCAAGCCCAAAAUCGACCCCAAGUCCAUCAAACCCGAGGAGCGUCUCAAGAUGGCCGAGAAGAACAAACGCAGUCCAUUCUACAAGACCCGGCCUUGCGAAGGUUUCCGGCAGAACGGCAAAUGCGACUUUGACGACAUCUGCAACUUUGCCCACGGCGAGGCUGAACUCCGCCCUAUGCCCAACAUGAACGAAACCGGAUUCCCUAGUCCAGCUGAGAAAACGCGCUCUCCAAAGCCCAACCUACAAGACAGCAUGUGCAAAAAUGUACCCCAUUGCCAAUUUGGCGACAGUUGCAAGUUUGCCCAUUCACCGAUGGAAAUGAUGAGAGCCCAAGGUCCGCCCGGCGGAAUGGGCGGACCCGUGCCGCCGGUCCACAUGGGCGGCGCACCGCGGAAUGGCGAUUUCUUCAAAGUGUCCAUGUGCAAGAAUAUGGAGCAGGGCGAAUGUCAAUUUGGGCCCACCUGCCGUUAUGCCCAUCAUCCGAGUGAGCUCCGACCCAACCCCAUUGUGAGCGGGGCGACGAGUGCAAAUACGCUCACGACCGAAGCGAGCUUCAAUCAGAAUUCGGUCCGUAUGGCGGAGGUGGGGAGGGCCACCCCCUCACAUGGGUAUGCCGCGUCCCCCCGGACCUCCGGUCGACCCAGCCACACGUCGAACUACAAAACAGUCAUGUGUCGGGAGAAAUCGAGCACGGGCGUCUGCCCACGUGGAACCUCCUGCCACUUUGCUCACUCUCCCAUGGAGCUUCGACGACCUUUGGACGCCGCCGCCGUUUCAGGCCACCCCGCGGCCGGGAGCAUGCCGCCGUACGGAGUUGGACCUCGACCCGGACCGCCGCGUCCGGGCCCUUUUCCGCCGCAUUCGAACCCCCGAUACAAGACAAGUUUGUGUCAAAACUUCAUGGCUACGGGCAAUUGCGAGCGUCAAGGAGGGUGCAUAUUCGCCCACGGACCGGCCGAUCUCAGACCGGCCCAACCUCGAGGGGUUGGACCACCAUCGGGCGCUAUGGGCCUCGUCCAGUGGGUCCCCCAGGGCCCAGGAAUCCGACCUCCAUCACAAUACCCCGCAUAUUAGCCCAUGGGGUGCGCAACCGAUACAAAACGGCAAUGUGUAAGUUCAUACCCAAUUGUCAAAACGGGGCAAAUUGCGUCUACGCCCACUCCCCUGAGGAACUGAGUCGACCAACAGGGGCAAGUGUCCCUUACGGAGCGGCCGGGGCGGAUGGGUUCAACGGAGGCGGCCCCACGCUUAAACGCGAGCCAUCGGAGGAGACCGCACCAAAACCGCGCUGUGCACCAAUUUCGCUAGGGACAACUUUUGCAAAAUUCGGCAUCCAAUGCUCCUUCGCUCACGGGGUUCACGAGCUACAAGACCAUUGGAAACAAACGCCAACGGGUCAUGUAACUAAUUAAUUAAGAAUGUAUCAGAUCCUGCAGGGCGGAGAGGGGUCACCCGAGCCCGCGCAUUCGUAGACAGGAUAAACAACUCAAAUGUGUAUGGGGUCACCGUUUUGGAAAUAUAAAUAAAUUUCCAUGGAAUUGUUUUCGAAUA
Molecule: messenger RNA, 2229 nt
Organism: Tigriopus californicus
Lineage: Eukaryota; Metazoa; Arthropoda; Copepoda; Harpacticoida; Harpacticidae
Molecular function (GO): mRNA binding; metal ion binding
Source: RefSeq, a predicted model, not a curated record